AUGUCCCACCACUAUCCCCAGUACCCCGACGCCAUUCACGCUCCCUCUCCCCGCGACGAAGACGUCAAGAUCCCCUUCGACGACUUCUCAGACAGCCACGGCAACCCAAGGACCUUUGCUGUAGAUCCCUCUGCUCUUGCGACCCACGGUCGCCAGCCCUCAUCAUACACUCUUUCGAACCAGUCGCACGAGACGUCGAAAGACUUCAAGAGUGCUGAGGGAUUCGCCCGCCAUCCUGUAGACUGGGAGUACCCUCCAACCCUGCCCAAAGACAAGGCCGCCGUCAGCGUGGAGAAGGAGAGCAAGUGGUCCAAGUACAUCCCCGACUCAUUAGCAUGUCGACUCUACCUUCUCACUGUCCUCGUCGAGACCGCCAUUGACUUGGCGAUCGAAGGCGACAUCAUCCUCCGGUUCCAUGAAGCAGGUUCAGCCAACAGCCAGGACCUCGUGAAGAAGCGAAUGCCGGUCUAUCUCAGCAUCUUCGCCUUCGCUCACGUAUUCCAGUUCGCCAUGGCCCUGGAUGCAGUGUGGGCACGAAACACGCUGCAGUUCAUCAGCCUUGCCAUCUUCAACGCCCUUUUCCUCCUCUACGCCAUCAUCCAGAUAUCCGAAAUCAAUGAGGCAGCUGUCGACGCUGACGGUAUCUCCAACAUUUCCAUCCAAACCCUCGCCAUCAUCAUCCCCGUCGUCAUCUCUGUCGCAGAGGUUGCGUACAUCGCCCUCGGUUGGAAAAUCUACACCGAGUUCGGCUGGAAGGUGUACAAAUUCCUCGGCGCCGACCGCAGGAUAAAGACCAUCUUCACCAACCACCAGAUCUUCCUCUGUCUCGUCAAGUUUGACCUCUUCUUCUGGGUCGGCUUCUCGGUGCAGUUCAUCUUCCUGGUGCUCAGUAGCCACAACCUCGAGUUCUACCUCACAUGCGCCGCACUUCCGCUGUCCAUAAUCGUGCUCGUUGAGGGUCAUCUGGCAGCCCGGCAUGAGAGCAAGCCCAUGAUGCUCGCGUUCAUGGCAGGCUGUGGUGGGGCGAUGCUCUACUUCGUGUACAAGCUCCAGAAGGUCGUUCGUUUCCAUGACACGGAAGCAUACCGAGACGUCUGGAAGACGCUCUCCACAUUCUCCGCCUUCGCGAUUAUUCUGUUGCUCGUCACAAUAAUCUUCGCGGUGCUGGUGAUGAGCAACUUCGGACGAGGGCUCAAAGAGCAGAUCGAGCGCAACAAGCACAAGAAGGGUCUGUCUCGUGCAAACACACAAUACGUGCACCGAGGUCCAAUGGCCACUCACCCAAACCGGAUGAGUAUCAAUUGA
Molecule: messenger RNA, 1305 nt
Organism: Epithele typhae
Lineage: Eukaryota; Fungi; Basidiomycota; Agaricomycetes; Polyporales; Epitheliaceae
Exons: 7
Coding region: 1-1305 (434 amino acids)
Cellular component (GO): Golgi apparatus
Source: RefSeq, a predicted model, not a curated record